UUGUCGUGACGCUGUUUUAAUACAAUCCGUUAGAAAUGAAAUGCACCUUCUGUAAAUAGAAAAAUACAGUUUUUGAAUCAGGUCAGUAAAUACCUGUAAUAUUGUCAUACUCACAGUCAUGACUAAGUUUUGAAGCAAGCAGGAAUAUCUGGAGGAGUAUCAGCUGAACUGAGAUCUGCUGCUGUGAAGAUGGUGUUUGUUAAAGAGGAGAGUGAGGAGAACACAAGUGAACCAGAACCCCGGAGAAUAAAACACGAGGAACAAGGAGGCCUGAUAAAAGUGAAAGAGGAAAGACAAGAUCUGAAUGAAGUGGAGGAGAAGCAUCAGCAUCAGAAAACUUAUGUCACCACUGGAGAAAAAUCAGUGAGUUGCUCCAAAACUGAAAACAGUUGCUCGCAAAGCAACAUUCAAGUAACAGAAGUCAAAAGGCCUUUCACCUGCUGUGAGUGUGGAAAUGCAUUCACUUGUAAAAAAUACCUUAAGAAUCACAUGAGAAUUCAUAAUAGAAUAAAACCUUUCACCUGCUCUGAGUGUGGAAAGAGUUUCAAACAGAAAAGAAGCCUUGACGCGCACAUGAUGAUUGUUCACAUUGGGAAAAAGCCUUUCACCUGCUCUGAGUGUGGAAACACUUUCACACGCAAAGGAAGCCUGAAGAAUCACAUGUUAAUUCAUAUGGGAAAAAAGUAUUUCACCUGCUCUCAGUGUGGAAGCACAUUCAGCCAUAAAGGAAGCCUUUGGAAUCACAUGAAAAUUCAUACUGGAACAAAGUCUUUCAGCUGCACUCAGUGUGGAAAGAGUUUCACGCAGAAAAGAACUCUUAAUGAGCAUAUGCUAAUUCACACUUCAGAAAAGCAAUUAACCUGUCCUCAGUGUGGGAAGAUUUUUACAUGUAAAGGAAGCCUGAAGAAUCACAUGUUAAUUCAUGCUGGAAUAAAGCCUUUUGUCUGCUCACAGUGUGGGAAGAGUUUUACAUAUAAAGGAUGCCUUAAGGAUCAUUUGCUAACUCACACUUCAGAAAAGCCUUUCAGCUGCUCCCAGUGUGGAAAGUCUUUGUCACGUAGAGGAAGCCUGAAGAAUCACAUGUUAAUUCAUGCUAGAAUAAAGCCUUUUACUUGCUCACAGUGUGGAAAGAGUUUCACACAAAAAAAACAACUCAAUGAGCAUGUGCUUAUUCACAAUUCAGAAGAGAAUUUCACUUGCUUUCAGUGUGGAAAUACUUUGUCACGUAGAGGAAGCCUGAAGAAUCACAUGUUAAUUCAUGCUGGAAUAAAGCCUUUUACCUGCUCUCAUUGUGGAAAGUGUUUCACACAAAAAAAACAACUUAAUGAGCAUGUGCACAAGCACACCUCAGAAAAGCCUUUUAGCUGUUCUCAGUGUGGAAUCGCUUUCACACGUAAAGAAACCCUUAAGAAUCACAUGUUAAAUCAUGCUGGAAUAAAGCCAUUCUCCUGCUCUCAGUGUGGAAAGAGUUUCACACAAAAAAAACAACUUAAUGUGCAUGUGCGCAUGCACACCUCAGAGGAGCCUUUUACCUGCUCUCAGUGUGGGAACACUUUCACAUGUCAAGCAAGCCUUAAGGGUCACAUGUUAAUUCAUACAGGAAUAAAACCUUUCAGCUGCUCUUAAUUUGGAGAGAGUUUCUCAAAAAAGACAACUUAAUGUGCAUGUGCAUAUUCACUCUUAAGAAAAGGCUUUCACCUGUCCUUAGUGUA
This is a messenger RNA of Sinocyclocheilus rhinocerous, 1712 nucleotides long. Its product is annotated as gastrula zinc finger protein XlCGF57.1-like. The record is from RefSeq and is a predicted model, not a curated record. Gene Ontology annotation, cellular component: nucleus. Gene Ontology annotation, biological process: regulation of gene expression. The coding region runs from base 190 to 1626 and encodes 478 amino acids. NCBI's taxonomy places the organism in Eukaryota, Metazoa, Chordata, Actinopteri, Cypriniformes, Cyprinidae. The transcript has 2 exons.